Molecule: messenger RNA, 834 nt
Organism: Sitophilus oryzae (rice weevil)
Lineage: Eukaryota; Metazoa; Arthropoda; Insecta; Coleoptera; Curculionidae
Exons: 1
Coding region: 43-828 (261 amino acids)
Source: RefSeq, a predicted model, not a curated record
UUAGAUUGGAUCAGUUCGUCUUUACCGAGCGUUGCCUCGAAAAUGAUCUUGAAGUUUUGUUGUGUCUUCUCCAUCUUGCUGUUCGGUGUAGUGUCGGGUAUUGCAAUCGCCGAAGACCAUGCCGAAAAACCGUCAGAAACCGCGAGAAUGUUUUCGAAAAACUGUAACUCGGCCUAUUCCUUUACCUGUCUCAAACUAGACAUCGUAUCGUGGGUGGACAAGUUAAACGAAAACGACGACUACAGUGUCGUUCCUGGUGUUUCCAUAGUAAAAGAAAACAACAUUAAUUCCACAAACACAGCAGAUUUAGUCGCUCAACUCGGUAGAGAGUUCCCAGACGAUCCAGAAGCCAGACUCGACGCAUUCCUCUUGAAAAAAGUCUCAGGAUUUGUCAACAACCAUUCAAUUAAACUCAAGCUUUGGAGCGAUGAAAAAACAAACGCUGCUUCGGCUCGUAAAGGCGGUGGUGGAGGAGGCGGAGGUGGCGGUGGAAAAGGUGGUGGAGGAGGUAUGGGAUAUAUCCUCGCAGCAGGUGCCAUGAUGAAAGGAACCUUAAUGGCACUGGCUCUGGCUGGUUUGGCAGCUUUGGCUGGUAAAGCCCUGAUGGCUGCUAUGGCUGCAUUGUUGCUCUCAGCUAUUUCAGCUCUGAAAGGAGGUGGUGGAGGUGGAAAAACCACUUAUGAAGUUGUAGCAAAGCCCGUUUAUAGCUCGUCUCAUUCUCAUUCGGUGUCUCAUGAGGAUAUCGGUGGUCACGGGCAUUCGAGUUAUGGAAGAAGUUUUGACCAGCCCUUACUCAACGUUCUGCAACCAGGGUUCAAGCCAGCUUAAAAAUAA